AUGCGUGAAAUUCUUCACAUUCAAGGUGGACAAUGUGGGAACCAAAUUGGAUCAAAAUUCUGGGAAAUGGUCUGUGAUGAACACGGGAUUGACCCAACUGGGCGUUACAAUGGGACUGAUGCACUUCAAUUGGAAAGGGUUAACGUUUAUUUCAAUGAAGCAAAUGGUGGGAGAUAUGUCCCCAGAGCUGUUCUUAUGGACCUUGAACCAGGAACUAUGGAUAGUAUCAGAAGUGGCCCUUAUGGCCAAAUCUUUAGGCCAGAUAACUAUGUUUUUGGUCAAUCUGGUGCUGGAAACAACUGGGCUAAGGGUCAUUACACCGAAGGCGCUGAGCUUAUUGAUUCUGUCCUUGAUGUUGUCAGAAAGGAAGCUGAGAAUUGUGAUUGCUUGCAAGGGUUUGAAGUAUGCCACUCACUUGGAGGUGGAACAGGUUCUGGAAUGGGAACCCUUCUGAUUUCGAAAAUCAGGGAAGAAUAUCCAGACAGAAUGAUGCUUACCUUCUCUGUUUUUCCUUCUCCUAAGGUAUCUGACACUGUUGUGGAACCUUAUAAUGCUACCCUUUCUGUUCAUCAGCUGGUGGAGAAUGCUGAUGAAUGUAUGGUGCUUGAUAAUGAAGCACUAGGGCUUUCCAUGGCUUCCACAUUCAUUGGGAAUUCGACUUCGAUUCAGGAAAUGUUCAGGAGAGUCAGCGAGCAGUUCACUGCCAUGUUCAGGAGGAAGGCAUUCUUGCAUUGGUACACAGGAGAAGGAAUGGAUGAGAUGGAGUUUACAGAAGCAGAGAGCAAUAUGAAUGAUCUUGUUGCAGAGUAUCAGCAGUACCAAGAUGCUACUGCUGAUGAAGACAAUGACUACGAAAAUGGGGAAGACGGAACUGAAGGAAAUUAAAGGCAGUUAUGCCAUUUUUCAGCCAUUUCAUGUCUCUAUUUUUGAUGUAAUGUUCUGUACUCAUUAGUCUUUGCUUUUGAGACAUGAAAUGGUUCACCAAAAAAAAAAAAAAAGGACAUGAAAUGAUGAAACAAUUAGUCUACUCAAUCAAAUGAGUAAAAUCAUCACCAGUUGAUGAAAUGCCAAAUGAUUACGAAUCUUUCAACUUGAGAUUUCCAAUUAGGAAUAUCAACUUCUGAAACGAUUAUUUUU
This is a messenger RNA of Oldenlandia corymbosa var. corymbosa, 1137 nucleotides long. NCBI's taxonomy places the organism in Eukaryota, Viridiplantae, Streptophyta, Magnoliopsida, Gentianales, Rubiaceae. The record is from the annotation of a GenBank genome assembly.